Messenger RNA from Physeter macrocephalus (sperm whale), 2709 nucleotides. It is a transcript of the gene CCDC13, whose product is annotated as coiled-coil domain containing 13. The transcript has 15 exons. Bases 1 to 2286 code for a protein of 761 amino acids. Gene Ontology annotation, cellular component: centriolar satellite. Lineage: Eukaryota; Metazoa; Chordata; Mammalia; Artiodactyla; Physeteridae. Gene Ontology annotation, biological process: non-motile cilium assembly; cytoplasmic microtubule organization. The record is from RefSeq and is a predicted model, not a curated record.
AUGGACACAUGCAAAGAUAAGCAGCCAACUCCAGGCUUGGGAGUUGUAGACAGGGCUGGCUAUGUGCUGAGCACUCUUGGGAAAGGAGCAGUUUGUGGAGUUUGCUUAGGCUCAGGCUUCUUUUCCUACUCCAAGGGCAAGAUGGCAGAGGAAGGCUCACAGGACACCUUGAGGCUCCAGUUCAGGGCCAUGCAGGAGAUGCAGCACAGAAGGUUACAGAAGCAGAUGGAGAAACGGAAGGAAAAAGAACUUAGCCUCCAAAGCAGAGUUGAUGACCAAAAAGAGCCCCUGGAGAUCUCUGAUGGCCUCAGCGUCCUCCAAGCCGGGGAGCAGAACUCAAAAACCAGCUUUGAGCAGAGGAUGCUUGAAGACGAGAUCGAACGGCUUCGGGAUCAACUCAGGGAAACAGUGGAUGAGAACGGGCGAUUGUAUAAGUUGCUGAAGGAGAGGGACUUUGAAAUCACACACCUCAAAAAGAAAAUAGAAGAGGACAGAUUUGCCUUCACAGGGACGGCUGGGGUGGCUGGGGAUGUGACUGCCACCAAGAUCGUUGAGCUGUCCAAAAAGAACCGGGUGCUGAUGGCAGAGUCUGAGGGUGCGAAGACCAGAGCGAGGCAGCUGAGCAACCGCAUCCAGGAGCUGGAGGGAGAGCUGCAGAUGGCCCUGGCCAGGCUGCCAGCCAAGGGAGCCACCGACGCAGGAGCCAAGCUGCCGAAGGCCCAGAUGGGAGACAGAGCCUUGCAGGACAGCCCAGAGGUGAAGGUCUUGCAGGACAGGCUGGCAGCCACAAACCUGAAGAUGAGUGACCUCCGCAACCAGAUCCAGGCUGUGAAGCAGGAGCUCCGGAUGGCCCAGAAGGUUUUAACCAGUGAGGUUGGGGAAGAUGUGAACAUCCAGCAGCUCCUGUCCUCACCUGGGACGUGGAGGGGUCGAGCUCAACAAAUUCUCGUCUUGCAGAGCAAGGUUCGAGAGCUUGAGAAACAGCUGGGACAGACUCGGAGCCGGUCGGUAGAAACAGCCAGUGAUGAGCUGUCCGUCUAUCCCGAUCCAAGGAAGCUGUCGGCACAGGAGAAAAAUCUGCUGAGGAUCCACAACCUGGAGAGGGAAAAACAGGAAAGCUGGGAGAAACUUGCAGCGGAGCGGGAUGCCCUCCAGAGAGAGCUCGAAGAGCUGAAAAAGAAGUUUGAGGGCGUGAGGUCCCGGAACAAGGUGCUAUCGAGUGAAGUGAAGACCCUCAGGAGUCAGAUGGGGACCCUCGUGGAGAAGGGCCGGCAUGACGACGAGCUCAUCGACGCCCUCAUGGACCAGCUGAAGCAGCUACAGGAGAGUCUGGGCAGCCUGAGACUGCAGGAGGAGAAGACGCGAGUGUGCCAGCACCACUUGGACCAGCAGCUCAACAAUGAGGCUCAGCAGAGCAGCAGCCUUGUGGCCCAGCUGCGGGCCACGGUGGCUGAGCGGGAGGCCAAGGUGCGGCAGCUGGAGGUGGAGAUCGGGCAACUCAGUAUGCAGUAUCUUCGGAAUAAAGGAGUAGGCGAGGGGUCCAGUGGGGCCGAGGUCAACCCGGCCUCCGCCAAGUUCCCCGAGGACCCGGGCCUGACCAAGUCCCCGGCCUCAGCAGGCGAUCACGCUGGCAGGCUUGGAUCUUCUCGCUCCGUGACCAGCCUGGGCCACACACUGGUGGAAUCUGCUCUCACAUGGCCUUCCCUGCAUAGUCCUCACGGGCCCUCACCCAGGUUCUCGGACUCCCCAGAACAAAAAGCCUGGCAGACACAGGUGACAGAGUUCAAAGCCCUGUGGCAGGCCGCUGAGGUGGAGCGUGACCGGCUCACCGAGUUUGUCACCGUUCUGCAGAAACGGGUGGAGGAGAGUAACAGCAAGCUUCUGGAGUCAGAGAGGAAGCUGCAGGAGGAGCGGUACCGCACCGUGGUGCUGGAGCAGCACCUGGGGAAGAUGCGACUGGAGCCUGGGAGGACAUCAGCUUCUCAGCGAGCAGCCCCCAGGAGCCAAACAGGUGUGCCCACCUCUAACACCAGGCACAACCCAAAGGAGAGUGAGAGGAAGGACCCAUCUUCUGCCCAGAUCUCCAAUGUGCCCGUGGAAUCCCAGAUGGAGGAGCUGACCACCAGGCUGGCCAUCCAGGUGGAGGAGAACGAAAUGCUGAAGGCUGCCCUAGGCAGUGCCCUCCAGGGAAAGGAGGAGGACUUCCGAAUGUACCAUGAGACCCUGGGCCAGGUGAAAGGGGUCUUCCUGCAGGCCCUGCGGCAGCAGAAGGCGGACAAGCACUAGGAAGGCGGCCCAGUGUCAGCCUGGCUGGACGGGGCAGCCUUAGGCCCUGAGAGGACGAGGCUCUAUCUGAGGACUCCAUGUGCUCCUGGAAGCCAACCUGGGGCAGCCAGCUGGGCCCCUUCUCCUAGAAGAGGCUCUCCAAGGGCAACAAGAGCCAACAUCCCAUGGCAGGAGAAGCCCUGGGCACGCUUAGCGAUGGCAGGGGAGGAGGCCGGCAGCCUGUCGGCACCAGCAAGAGCUCGGGGAUGAGAAGCCGGCUGGGAACGGACAGAUGCAGUCCCUUGGGCAGGUGCUCACUGCCCUUGUCCUAGAGCCUAGCGGGGACCCUGCAUGCCCACAGGGCUCCACAUGUGCAGGAGAGCCCAGAGGGCUCCAGGCUGGGAGCAUCCCCCAGGCCGCCCAGCCCCGCCCCACCUCCCUCAG